GAAGGGUAUGUGGCCCGAUCCUCGAACAUCGACCUGGCCUACAUCUACGGCUACGGUUUCCCCCCCGCCAAGGGCGGCCCCAUGUUCUACGCCGAGAACUAUGCCGGGUUCAAGAAGAUCCUGGAGCGCGUGAAGUACUACAACGAACAGGCCAAGGAGCGCUUCACCAAGAACUCCAACUACUUGCCAGUUGACUAUUUCGAGCCCUCCAAGCUGUUGGAGGCCUGCGCGGCCAAGGAAGGCACUAAGGUGUUCCCCGGCCAGACGCUGAUUGACGUGGUGCUGGCCGACUUCCGCAAGAAGAGUUCUGCUCCUGGCCCGUUUGCAAAGCUUUGA
Molecule: messenger RNA, 336 nt
Organism: Symbiodinium necroappetens
Lineage: Eukaryota; Dinophyceae; Suessiales; Symbiodiniaceae
Source: the annotation of a GenBank genome assembly